Pundamilia nyererei is the source of this 10587-nucleotide messenger RNA. RefSeq names its product phospholipase C, epsilon 1 (gene plce1). Gene Ontology annotation, molecular function: phosphatidylinositol-4,5-bisphosphate phospholipase C activity; guanyl-nucleotide exchange factor activity. The record is from RefSeq and is a predicted model, not a curated record. The transcript is spliced from 44 exons. Gene Ontology annotation, biological process: release of sequestered calcium ion into cytosol; phosphatidylinositol metabolic process; phosphatidylinositol-mediated signaling. Lineage: Eukaryota; Metazoa; Chordata; Actinopteri; Cichliformes; Cichlidae. Bases 74 to 7105 code for a protein of 2343 amino acids.
CGCUGGGAGCAGACCCAGCAGAGAAGCCAAACAUGCAAAUAAUGGGCAGGAAGUGUGGCGAGACGCUGACCAAAUGUGUCAAUCAAAACAGUCGAGCGGCCCUUCUCUCCCCUUGUGUAGGAAGCCAUCGUGUGACAGUGGGGAAGGCGCUGUUUUGGACAAAAAAUAUGAGUGCCCCGAUUACAGCUCAGAAGUCAUAAGCACUAAAGAGAAACCUUAUCCAGAGCUCUCCACUGGCAAGAAACUUGAAGAAAUGAUUCCAGUACUUAGGAAAGGUUCAGAGGAAUCUCUGAGCCAGCUGGAUACCACUGGAGACAGCGUGGAUGCAGGCACUAACAGAGCUGGCAGCACCCACUGCUCCUGUACCCAGUCUAGCCCUUAUACCAAUGCGAACACCUACUGUUGCCACAGCUCUAGGUCCAGUCCAAGCCUUGGCUCCAGCCCUGUUCACAGUCCUUGCCUCAGCUGCAGGCCCUCUGGCCCCAAAUACAGACACAUCCGCCGCGGCAGCCUCCCUGUGUCUAUGCUGGCUUUCCACAAGACAUCGCCCUACCUCUCAUCCCAGGGCAGUUCCUCAAGCGAACCGAGCUCUUUGACAUCAUCUCCAUCUAGUUCUCCUCUUCCCGUCCACCGCAAGCGUCACCAAAACGGCCACAUCCAUCUGCACUGCCUCAAAGAUGGGUACUCAAGUUUAGAGAGGCUCAACCGAAGGCCCCGGGUUAACAAAUGCUCUUUGGAGAAACUUUUCCUUCGAAGGUCUUCUCUUGAAACCAUGUUGUCGACCCCUGUUCACAAUGAAAGGUUACCUACAGAAGAGACGAGGGACUGCAGCCAGGAUCACAGCAGUGAUGAGGGAGAAGUAGAAGCACAUCCGGAUAAUGUGGAUAAUGAUUUUAUUCGGAAUCGUAAAGAGCGCUCAACUGUCCUGGUGAGGCGGUUCUGCAAGAAUAAUCAGAAGGUGACCAAGUCGGUGUGUACUGGCACCAGAGCGAUUGUCAGGACACUGCCGUCGGGACUCAUCUCAGAAGAUGUCUGGGCCGUGGUUGUUCACUACAGAUGUUGGACUCCCAGUAAGGAGGAUACAUGGCUAACUGUAAAGCGGGGCAUGGGAGAAGACUUCAGAAGAUGCAAAGAGAUGCUGCGCUUUGCUGGACUUAAACUACAUCAGGUUAACAACUAUGUGGAGGAAAGAGAGGAGAUCAACCUGAUUCAUCCUGCCAAAAAGCUCCUGUUGUUGUGCCCUGGAUGUGUCUGUCUCAGGGAGUCUCUCUGGCCAGUGGACUUGGUCAGCAGCAGCCCAGCCAGCCUUGAUCUGAAGCCCUACAUUAAAACUCAGCACUGUCAUUCAUCUUACACCUCCAGGUUUUAUCGGUCUUGUAGCCAGAAGACGAAGUUGGGUUCCCUGCUAACUGGAGCACUGCUAGAGGCCACACUCGUGCUUGGUGCUCGCACGGCACUCCUUUACCCGUUGCCCCAGUGCCCCAACAGCCACGCUGUCUUGAAAGAGCGUCAGCUGGCCAGCAGCAUGACCAGCAGCAGCACUCUUCCUCCCAGUGUAAGCGGGAUCAGUAAGGAGCUGGCAGAGCUGCGCCACCUUGUUCAGUUCCCCGAGGAGAUCGCCUGCAUCCUCACAGAGCAAGAGCAGCAGCUUUACCAGCAGGUCUUCCCUUUGGACUACCUCUAUUUCCUCACCCGAGACCUGGGCAGUCCAGAGUGUCAAACUAAACGCCACCCAAACCUCAAGGCUUCACUGUCAGCGCCCGCCACGCCCACUCAGCGAAGUAACGCCGUGGAGGAACUGGUGGCGCGAUUCAACGAGGUGAGUUCGUGGGUGACGUGGCUGGUCCUGACUGCAGGGUCCAUGGAGGAGAAAAGAGAAGUUUUCUCAUAUCUGGUCCAUGUCGCUAAAUGCUGUUGGAACAUGGGAAACUACAAUGGUGUCAUGGAGUUCCUGGCUGGACUCAGAUCUCGUAAGGUGCUGAAGAUGUGGCAGUUUAUGGACCAGUCAGACAUCGAGACCAUGAGAGGUUUAAAGGAUGCCAUGGCUCAGCAUGAGUCCUCCUCUGAGUACAAGAAGGUUGUGACCAGAGCUCUUAAUAUCCCAGGAUGCAAGGUUGUGCCAUUCUGUGGGGUUUUUCUAAAGGAGCUAAGUGAAGCGUUGGAUGGCACAGCAAGCAUCAUCAGCCUCAAACCGUCUCCUGAUAACAUAGAAUACUCGAUAGAGUUUGUGUCCGAUUACAGCGGCCAGCGCAAUUACUUGUCUCGAUCUGGCCCAGAUGGGCUCCAUGUGCCAGAGAAGGAAGCUACUGUGAGCAACAUCCUUCAGAUUAUCAGAUCUUGCAACCGGAGUUUAGAGGCAGAAGAUCCUGAUGACGCGUCCACCAGUCCGUCUUCUACUGGCCCGUCCCCCGCAUCCAGAAACAACUCCUUCAAAGACCGCAGCCACAAUCAUUCCCUUUCAUUUAAGACGACUCCAGAAAAAAAACAUGUUUUAUUCUCGGUCGGAGACUUGUCGGAUUCAGAUGGUGACUUGUCUACCGAGCCGGUGGUGAAAGAAGUGGAGUUUCAGGGGACCGAGGAGACGCACAGAGCUUUUAGCCAUGGCACGGAGCUCAUUCCCUGGUAUGUGCUGUCACUACAACCAGACAUUUACCAGUUUCUGCUGCAGGGCGCUACGGUCAUUCAUUACGACCAGGACGGCCAUGGCAGUGCUCGCUGUCUGCUACGUCUACAGCCUGAUAAUACAACACUCACUUGGGGUAAACCUCAAAGCGGAGGCCCUUCCCCUGCAGAGCAACCACUGGGAUUGGGGCAGGCUGUAGUGGCUGGGCUAGCAGAAGGCCUGCUGGACCUGGGAAUAGUGAAGGCAGUGUUUCUGGGCCAUCAGGGUGUCGAUGUUCAUGCUGUAUGUUUGCAAAACAAGCUGAGUCAGAUGACAGUGGAGGAGAAUGGCCUCAGCCUUCUGUAUGGUCUGAGUACCACAGACAAUAGACUUCUGCACUUUGUGGCCCCCAAUCACACGGCACAAAUGCUCUACAAGGGCCUGUCGGAGUUGGUGAAUGCAACCAGGAAAUUAAAGAAGUUUCCUGACCAAAGGUUGCAGUGGCUGAGGAAGCAGUAUGUCAGUUUGUAUCAGGAGGACGGCAGGUAUGAAGGCCCUACACUAGCCCACGCCAUUGAGCUUUUUGGGGGUCGGAGGUGGAAUAUGGGUACGGGUGGUGGAGACAAGGUUGGAGCCCAGAAGAACAACCCCCUGUCGAAUGAGAAAGCCAAGAAGAAGAAGAAGGUUCUUGCCAGGGGAGACAGUGGGGAUGCAACCGAUGACGAGAUGGUUUCCAGGAAAACACGGAGCUGUAAAGAAGGACUGUAUCGAAACGGUCCAGAGUCUGACAGCAUCGACCAAGAAGAUCCAGAAGACAGCAUCCCCGGAUCAUUCUCCCUCACAUCCAGUAAAAGCCCCGGAUUGCUAUCCUCUUCCUCUUCCUCCUCCUCUUCCUCCAGCAUGGCAGGGUCCAACCCGACCCGUCCGCAGUCUUCUCCAAUCCUUUCGGGAAAUGCUAAAUCCCAGCCAGGGGCAUGGAGCAGCAGAUCGUGGCACGGCCGGGGUAAAGGCUGUUUCAAAAGCUUUCAGAAUCUCAUGAUUUCUGACAGCACAAUGAGCUUCAUCGAGUUUGUCGAGCUUUUCAAAUCAUUCAGUAUCCGAAGCAGGAAGGACCUGAAGGAGCUGUUUGACACCUUUGCUGUCCCCUGCAGUCGCUCAAGCCCAGAAUCAUGUCCUGUUUACACCAACCUCAGGAUAGAUGACAAAGACACAGGACUGCAGCCAGACCUUGAUUUGCUAACUCGUAACGGGUCGGAUCUCGGCCUGUUUAUCCGGACCAGGCAGCAGAUGUCCGACAACCAGAAGCAGAUUUCAGAUGCCAUCGCAGCAGCCAGCAUUGUGACCAACGGGACGGGGGUGGAGAACGCGUCAUUAGGCGUCUUGGGACUGGCUAUCCCUCAGCUCAAUGACUUUUUAGUCAACUGUCAGAGAGAGAACCUGAGCUACGAUGAGAUUCUCAGUAUUAUACAGAAAUUUGAGCCUUCAUCAAGCAUGAGACAAAUGGGGUGGAUGUCAUUUGAAGGUUUUGCAAGGUUCCUGAUGGACAAGGACAACUUUGCUUCACGUAAUGAGGAAUCUCAGAUGAAUCCAGAGGAGCUGCAAUACCCUCUGUCUUACUACUACAUCGAGUCUUCUCAUAACACCUAUCUGACUGGGCACCAGCUCAAAGGAGAGUCCUCUGUUGAGCUCUACAGCCACGUGCUCCUGCAAGGCUGUAGGAGCGUCGAGUUGGACUGCUGGGACGGAGACGAUGGCAUGCCUGUUAUUUACCACGGCCACACACUCACCACUAAGAUACCCUUUAAGGAUGUGGUGGAAGCAAUUAACCGGUCUGCGUUUGUCAAUUCUGAUAUGCCCGUCAUCCUGUCCAUAGAAAACCACUGCUCCCUUCCUCAGCAACGAAAGAUGGCUGAAAUCUUCAAGACUGUGUUCGGCGAACGCCUUGUGACGCGCUUCCUUUUCGAAAGCGACUUCAACGAUGACCCUCAUCUACCAUCGCCGCUGCAGCUUCGAGGGAGGAUACUGCUCAAGAACAAGAAACUCAAAGCCCAUCAGGCACCGGUGGACAUACUCAAGCAGAAGGCUCACCAGCUCGCCCACAUGCAAGCCCAAGCAAGCAACGGGUCUCCAGGAGUGACUUCACCCAACAAUCAUGCCAAUGAGGAAGAGGAAGAAGAAGAAGACGACUAUGAUUAUGAUUAUGAGUCUCUAUCAGAUGCUGAUGGCCUCGCUGCCUCUACUGCCUCGUAUGGUCUUGAAGAUAAUAUACUUGAUGACAAGCCAGAAGGCAAGAGUUCGGCCGAGAAAGAAGAGCAACCUGCUGAUGAAAUACCCAAAAGGAUGAAGAAAGCUGAUAGCACUACACAGAGCAAAGGAAAGGUGUUCGACAUGGAGCUCGGCGAGGAGUUCUACCUUCCCCAGAAUAAGAAGGAGAGUCGACAGAUCGCCCAGGAGCUGUCCGACCUCGUCAUCUACUGCCAGGCUGUGAAAUUCCCUGGCCUUUCUACUUUGUCUCCGGCUGGCUCUAGCAGGGGGAAGGACCGAGGAAAGAGCAGGAAGUCCAUAUUUGGCACGGCUCCUUCUCGCAGCAGUGCAACAGGGGAGGUCACGACCCAGAGCCGCACCCCUGGGAAAGGUGGUUCAGAGCGACUCAGCUGGGAGGAGCAGCAAACGUCUCCUGUCCUCAACCCCUCCACCUCACUCAGCGCCAUCAUCCGCACACCAAAGUGUUACCACAUCUCCUCCGUCAACGAGAACGCCGCCAAGCGCCUGUGCCGCCGUUACUCUCAAAAGCUCAUCCAGCACACGGAGUGCCAGCUGCUCAGAACCUACCCGGCGGCCACCAGGAUCGACUCGACCAACCCCAACCCUCUGCUUUUCUGGCAGCAUGGCAUCCAGCUGGUGGCACUCAAUUAUCAGACUGAUGACCUGCCCAUGCAGUUGAACACGGCGCUAUUUGAGGCCAACGGUGGAUGUGGCUACGUACUGAAGCCGGCAGUGUUAUGGGACCGUAGCUGUCCACUUUAUCAGCAGUUCUGUCCGAUGGAGCGGGAUGUGGAGAAAAUGAGCCCUGCUGUCUACUCCCUCACAAUUGUGUCCGGGCAGAACGUUUGUCCCAGUAACAGUGCCGGCAGCCCCUGCAUCGAGCUGGAUGUUCUGGGCAUGCCCAUCGACAGCUGCCACUUCCGUACCAAACCGAUCCACCGCAACACCCUCAACCCCAUGUGGAACGAACACUUUCAGUUCACUGUGCAUUUUGAAGAGAUGUGUUUCCUGCGAUUUGCCGUGGUGGAGAACAACAGUUCCCAGACCACAGCUCAGAGGACUCUCCCACUUAAAGCCCUCAAACCAGGUUACAGACAUGUACAGUUGAGAACACAGCACAACGAGUCUCUUGAAGUCUCCAGCUUAUUUAUCUACAGCCACAGAACAGAGGAAGGUCCAGCAGGGGGCGCUACUGCCUCAUCUUUGCUGUUCAGUUCUGAGGAGAAGCAUGCGUCCCAGCAGCACAGGGUGACGGUGCACUGCGCUCCCGGUCCUGAACCCUUCACUGUUUUCUGUGUUACUGAGCAGACCACCGCCAAACAGCUGCUGGACGUGGUUGUGGGGUCAGCGGGAAACCCAUCCGAAUACUUUUUGUGUGAGGAGAAGGUUCCCCUGUUGAAGGAACGCAGCGAGGUGAAGCGCUGCCCGCAGCACCGAGCUCUAGCACCUGAGGAGGAGGUGGUCAGGGUGGUGUCCAGCUGGAACACUGAGGAGGGAUAUGUGAGGAGACUGUGCCUCAAAACUAGAGAGGAGAACUUGAAUGAGAAGAACACGGUGGUGGAGGGAGAGGAGGAGGUGACUGUGGCAGGCAGAGAAGGAGGUGGAGGAGGAGGAGGAGGGGAGGAUGAUAUGUUCUUUGUCCAGGUCCAUGAAGUUUCACCCGAACAGCCUCACACUGUCAUCAAAGCUCCACGCUACAGCACGGCUCAGGAUAUCAUACAGCAGACUCUGUCAAAGGCUAAGUAUUCCUACAGUAUCCUCGCUAACCCCAAUCCAUGCGACUACGUGUUGAUGGAGGAAGUGACCAAGGACGUCGGCUCUAAGAAGUCCUCGUCCACCAAGCCUCUUCAGCGAGUGCUGCUGGAUCACGAGUGUGUCUACCAAGCUCAGAGCCGCUGGCGGGGCGCGGGAAAGUUUAUUCUUAAACUCAAAGAGCAGGUGGUGAGGGAGGACAAAAAGAAAGUCAUUUCCUUUGCCAGUGAGCUCAAGAAGCUGACUAGUCGCAGCCGCAGCAUGACAACUGGCAGCGGAGUGGAUGGCCCUGCCCAGAGGUACCUGUCUGCAGCUGCAGGUCUGAGGGCAUGGGUGACAGAGGGCAGGGUGGGGGCUGGAAGGUUCCUACAGGCCUCCUCCAACUCUUUCAGAGAGGAGCUCCUAUCUGUCCACCUUCCCACCUCUUCUCUGACCCCUUCAGCCUGGAAGCUUUACCUCCUCAGGAACUGGAAGACCCACAAAUGAGUUCUAGACACAGAGAGACUUGCAUUGACUACUUCUUAACUUGGAGAAUUUCUCUUUUCACAAGGUGUUUUCAGUGAUGGUCUCGUGCAUUGUCGGGUUCUGAGAUUCCCUCCUGUCAAAGUCUUGAAGGAAUCCAAUCCUACCCUGUGUUAAAUGAGCAAGUGAAGGACAGGAUUCAGUCCAGGCUCUGUUACUGGGUUAGGGGACAGGUAAUGAGCCCCUUUUGCUUGGGAGGAGAUUGGCGAGCCCACCCGCUGUCAUCCAAGUCAUCCACGAGGACUGUGAUGGUCGUGGGCUGGUAGCUCAGCUCCUCUUGGGGCAGCUGUUUUUAUUGAAGUCCGCUGGGACAUGAAAUGGCAAACUGUCCCUCAUAUUUCAAAUAAAUAAGAGAGGAUAAAAAAGAUUCCUGUGUCACAUACAGAGAAUAAUUCUGGCUUUGAUGGUUGCUAAAUUGUCAUUGGAUUUAUUGAAAUAGUAAAACACAAACUAUUUGGAGUAUUUAUUUUCCCUUUUCAAGGACUAUUAAAUCUCCACAAGUGACUACACGCCUUGUGCACUAGCAUAAUUGUUUGAAUAAAUCUUUUGUACAGUAUGUUUAAAACAAAGAAGUAAAAUCCACACUUGCUAGUAAAUGUUAAAAUGGACGAAGAGGUGUAGGAGAUUGUUGCUUCCUCAGGUAUGGGCUCAUUUGGUUGAGGGCAUUGUGAAGGAGGCUGACAAGCUGGCUUGUUUGGUUCUUUCCCUACUGUUCCAGUUUCACAGUACUGUAAGAGCACAUUUUGGGGCAGUGCAGAUGAGCAAAGCUCACAGAAAGACGCAGCAAAUGUGAGGAUAAAGAAUUGGAGGCUUCUAUUCUAUUUAAAUGUCGUAAAAAUGGAAGCAGUUUAUCGGACACUACCGUAUUUGCCCUAAAUAGUCGAUAUAUGAGGAGCGUUUUAAGGCAGUGUAGGCACACACUAUUAUAUUCUGCAAAUGCAAAUGUGGAGCAACUUCUCACUGUUUUGGUAAAGUUGUCUUGUGUCGGUUUAAAAUGUUGCAACACUGCCUCCAACAUUUGAUGAUUUUGUGAUUUUGUGGCUGUAUCUCUGAGGAUGAUCUGCUUUGUUUUACAGAGUAUCUUAUUGCUCACAUCAUUGUGCACAAAUAUCAACCAUAUCUCACCUCGUCAGCCAAACUGAGCAGCUUAAAAAGUUAAAAAUGUUUAUAUAUGAAUAUAUAUACAUUACUAUAUAUAUAUUUAAAAUGUAAUUUAAACAUGGGGUAUUGCUUUUUAAUAGUGUGAAUACAAUGCGAUCACCAGAACUGUUUGUUAACCUUUUUUGUGCAACAGUAAGCUUUCUGAAUAUUUACAUUGUUAAAUGCAAAACUGGUGGAGCCCAAAACAUAGUUACAAAUUUAGUCAGACAGUCAUUACUUCAGAGAUUGUUCAAAUAUGGACAUUUCCUCUGUUGGACCUAAUUGAGUAUUUCCUGCAAAUUCCUACAUUAUUUUAUUGGUGCAAUGAUGGUUGUAGUGCUAAGAUCCUUUGGAGAGCAUCCCGGUCUUCUUCAAACAAUGUUUUGCACUUUUCGUUUUCCUUUUGGUGUCGUCAUCAAUGUUUUUGUGUUACUGUCUAAUUAGUGACAGCGACUUGAUUGUUAUGGUUAGAACUGCUUCUGUCUUGUUAUGUCGUUGUAUUUAUUACUUUCAAUUUCAGCCCAGUCACAAAUUUAGUUUUAAAGAAAGCACAAGUACAUUUUCGGGGAGUUUUUUGUCAGACUUAUAGGUAUGUAUUCCGUGUUCCCCAACAGAAUUGAAUGUUCGUAAUGCAAUUGAUUGGUUUUUCUUUAUUUAUUGGUCUGGACUUACUGUCCUUGAUUUUAAGAGCAGCAUCUUUAUAGAUAUUUAAUGUAAGUAAUGACUAGAUUUUUUUUUCUUUCUUCUGCACAUCUAAAUCUACAUUCAAAAUUCAUUUGGUGCCACUUUUCUCUCUUUUAAUUAGCGACAUUUCAAUAUUUUAGGACUAAUAGUAACUUUUUAUUUUACUUCCUCCCAUUUGGUUAAUGACGUUACCAAAUAUACAUUAAAAAAUAAUAACAUUAAGAUGUAAAACGACAUGAUACAUCUUGAUUAUUACCCAAAAAGGAGCCGUGACACAAAAUCAAGUCCAUCAUCAAGACUCAAGAACACAGACCUGCUGUAUCUCCAUUUAAAUUUUCACUCAGAAAAAUCACUUUUGAGUCUCUUUAUUGAAAGCUGUUUCAAUUCAUUCCUGCUUACUCAGCUUUAGGCUUAUUAUAAAUCCUACUUUUAUAAAAAUGGAAUCAUUUUUUUUUACCAAUAUUCCAGAAUACUAAAAAUUUAACAAACUAGAAUUAUUUGUUCAAAAAAGCUUAAAAACCUUUCAAAAAAGGCUUAAUGCCAAGUAAUGAGUUAUAGUUUUAGUGCAAUAGUGAAGAUCUGUUAUUCUUCAUCUUUUUAAUACCUACAAACGACUGACAUGUUCCACUUUAACUCAUACUUUCAACUUGUGACCAUCAAUUAAUGGGUUAAAUUUGACCUGAUUAAUAUUAAUCACAUGCAUGGAUUCUGUUUUGUUUGGAGUAAGGGAGUAGGGUGGGACCUAAGGCUUAUGAUAUUUAAGGUAGAUGAGACUGUGAUCCCAGAAACCACAACUCUAUAUCGGUGAUAAUUAAGCUGCAAUCCUUUAAUCCAGUCAGGCUUUUGUUACUCUAACUGUUUCUAAUUUAAACUUUGGAUAAAAAAAAAAAGCCAUUACGCGAAGCAAAACCUAAUCUUUCACGAAAUGGUCAUUACAACUACAUGCCUGGAUGAAAGCGAUAUCAGCUCUAAUAAGCGUGUGAAAUCCACAGUGAUUCCACACAGGAAGGGACAUUUUCAGUUUUAAAUCUGAGUUAUAACACCACCACAUCUUGUUUCCUUUUUUCCUCUAACCUCUAGACCUCGUUUCUGAAUGUAACUGUUCUUAACCUGAGACAAAUAUGUGUUUGAAGUUAUUUAUUUGAAUGUGAAGCCCUGGUUGGCAUUUGUGUUGUUUAUGCGUAAGUUCCUGUAAGUAGUUAUUAGUGUUUGUUUAUUUAUUUCAGUAUGUGAGAGGGUGAACUCUACUGCCCUGACUUUACUCAAACGUAUUUAGAUAUGUAAAGAAAUAUUUUACUGUAAAAUAUUUAGUGUAUUAUUCAUACUUAUGGCAUGUUAUUCUGCAGUAUGCAGCAGCAUUUUAUUUUCCAUAACUGUGGACUAAAUCUGACAAUUUGAGACUUUAUUUUACAUUUUGGUGUAUUCAUUAUAUCCACGUGUAUGCUGUCAAGCUAUGUUUUGAUUGUUAGCACUUUCCAUAAGUGGUCCACUAUACACUUUAACAUCCGCUCUCUGUGUUAUGCCAUGACUGUCAAGUGAACAUUUGUCUAUUUACUUGAAUUUACUUUAAAUGGAUGGUAAUCGGUGGAUUUUAUUUUUUGUCAUAUGAAUCACAAUAAAAA